Molecule: messenger RNA, 2110 nt
Organism: Cinara cedri
Lineage: Eukaryota; Metazoa; Arthropoda; Insecta; Hemiptera; Aphididae
Source: the annotation of a GenBank genome assembly
AUGGGCCAUAAUGAUUAUAAGUCAGACGUAAUCAUUUGUGCAGUUUUAAUAUUGAUGUCUGUGUGUUGUCUUUUUAUUUUGAACGUAUUUGAGAAUCAAAACAGGAAUUACCAAAAUAAUCUCAUCUCAUCUAAAUACUUGGAACUCAUAAUCGAAUCGUCAAACAAUCAGCUAAUUACUUUAGACAAGUGAAAUAUUAUCCUUAAUUAUCGAGCUUUACUCGGACGUUGUUUUAUUGAUCUUAUUUUUUAUUUUUAUUUUUUCUAAUAUUCGGUCUGCAGUUUAAAGAAAUCGUUAUCGUUCAAGUUGUUGAAAGCGGUGCAUUCUCCGGAAUUUUAUAACGGCGUACCUCUUACCAAUGAUACAAUCCAGACGACAGAACGUAUGUGCAUCUUAUUCUUGAUCUUUAUUACAUAGCGCAGGUGAGGUCAGCUACUCUUAUUCUUGAUCCCCCCAUUAAUCACAAUUUUAAAUGUUCCAUAUUAUUCUAAAUAUAUCCUCUUAUGUAACGUCUAGCCCAUUUUUCUUUAACCUACAUUAUUACACAUUCACCUUAAAAUGCUCAUAUUUUUUGCAAUUUUCAUUGUUUUUUUAUCCCUCAUUGAAAGUUUAACAUUUAUGACCGUUCACAGAUAUCAUCGCUGACUUCACGAUGGUUUUUUCCUUUUUAGUUUGCCUUUAGUUCUUAUAAUGACAAUUGUUUGUUUUAGCCGACAAAACUGGGUGGUUUGGUUUGUACAAUAGUCGUUUAAUCGGCGGAGGUAUCCAAAUCACACAAAACCGUGUUGAUCGGAACGGUGAAAACGACAAUAAGAACUACGGUUCCGGAUGGAAGGAAUACGCCACGAGUACUGACUACACCAUUACUACUUCUUGGACUUAUUCACGGCCACAAAGUAAACAAUUACCAUUUUCAGUACAUAUUAGUUACUCACUUCCUUCUCCUUCUCCUUCACCUCAACUAUUUAUUUACUCGCUUUUAAUAUUAAAUUAAUUCAUUAAAAAUGUUGCUGUAGAAAACGCAACAGCGGAUGAAAAAAACAAUGCUGAGGGUUAUGGGCUAUAUUUAACCGACAGAUUCGUCGAAAGUAAAUGGACGCUCGACGAACAUUUAGGAUCGAAAUGGCUGGACACGAGAACCCGAAGUCUUUCCGUUCAAUUUCAGAUAUAUACACCUAACACAGAUACAGUCACCGUGGUCAAAAUCCGCGCGAAGACUGGAUGUGGGCUUUUGUACGCGAUUACUAUUGACGUGAGCCAUUAAAUAUUAAUGUUCAUUAUAAUAUUAUGGAUAGUAAAUAACCAUUAAUUCGAGUUUUUCCAAAACGUUUUAAUUUAUCGCCGAGUAAGGGGAAUUUGACCCAUAGCCGUCAUAUUUGUCUUCAUUAAAAUAUGUAUCUAUAAUUUUACACGGUGGUGUUUUGGAGAGUAUACGAGGGUGUACCCAAAAGAAACCGAACUGAUGUUGUGUAGGACAGAGUUUUAGUAGUACCGAUUUUUUUCCGGUAGGGGCGUAUAAAUAUACUUCUCAACAUUCAAUAUACCAACGGCCGUCAUCGUGGAAGGUUGUGUUACGUUAGUGUGAUAUUUUUUUUAAAAGUUAUUUUUCGUACUCGUCGUUUUUGUAAUGGCUGAUUUGCGUGAACAGCGCGUGGCCGUCAAGUUUUGCUUCUUGCCCGGGAAAACAGGCACAGAAAUCCUUGAGAUGUUGAAAACAGCUUUCAAAGGUGUUGCUUUAGGGAAAACUCAAGUAUUUGAGUGGUUUUCCCGUUUUAAAAGUGGUGAAAUGUCGAUAGACGACUAACCUCGCUCUGGACGUCCUUCGACGGCGCGAACCAACAAAAAUGUAGAAAAAAUUCACAAAAUUAUCAUGGAAGAUCGAUGGCAAACCAUCGAAGAAGUAGUGGAGAGAUCUAGUGUGACAUGGAAUUUAGUACAGAGAAUUUUAAGUGAAGAUUUGGGGAUAAGACGGGUGGCUGCAAACUUUGUUCCUCGAUUGCUAACUGAGCAGCAAAAACAAGGCCAUGUGGAAACAUGCUCUUUUUUGAAAGAAGAAUUCCAAAAUGACCCAAACUUCUUUUCCAAGGUCAUUACAGGUGACGAAUCAUAG